Molecule: messenger RNA, 188 nt
Organism: Racocetra fulgida
Lineage: Eukaryota; Fungi; Glomeromycota; Glomeromycetes; Diversisporales; Gigasporaceae
Source: the annotation of a GenBank genome assembly
CAUCAAGUUCUACUUUAAGUACUGAGGAUGAUAAAUCUAUCGAUGGUAACGCGUUAACUAAUUAUCCACCAACACAAUAUGCGCAACCACCAACUACAGAGGAAAUAAAGAAAGAGAGAGAGGAUCCCGUUGGUGCUGCUAAGCUUAAAAGCUUGAAUGUUACAGGCAGAAUUGAUUAUGCAUUGCAG